AUGCCGAAACGGAAUCAAAUUAUUCAAACCCCAAUUUCAACGGCCACGAGUCACUCGGAUGAAGAGUCAAUGACGGAAGAUGUUGAGAAACCAUUCCAGCCCAACUCGGAAUUGUCAUCGUCUUCCAUUUUUCGUUGGUGCUUUUCCAUCAAGUUUUGUUUAUCCUUUCUGAUUGCCGUGUUCAUCUUGUUUGGAGUGGUCAUUAUUUCUGCGGUAUGGCUUGGAACUUUGAUCCCACCCAAUGUGGUUCUGAGUCAGGAUGUCAGACGUGCUGAUUUCAAUGGAAUCAUUUCCAAGAUUUCACGUACUUUGCAAGAAGUUGAAUUAUCGACAGAAGCCAUGAAAAGUCAAAUGAAUCCCUUGUUGGAUUUUAAUGAUUUUGAAAAAUUUGAACUGGCUCUCUAUUCUGCAUACAAGUAUGAUUUUCAGAAAACACAAGGGUUGGUAAAAACAUCACAUUUUGGAGACAAUAAGGGUAAUGGAAUUGGAAUGACCAUGAUUCCUAGUAUGGGUCCAAUUCUCUUCAAUUUCACUCCAGCUCAGGCAGUUGUUUACUUUUGCAAUCCAGAUUUUGACAAGUAUGACCAUUGUAAGAGAAAUGCAGCACCUGACAUGGUGUCCAGCUCUGGAAGCACUGCAGAUUUUAUGAAUCGUUGCAAUGCCUACCCAAAUCUGUCAUCAUGGUUUCAAAGUUUUGUAAUGGAAACAAGUGUGAAUUUUGACACUUUUGUAAACUUUGUGACUUGUUUCAAGUUGGAUGUGCCUGAUGCUAAAGGAAACAAAUUUAGACAAUUCUUUUACAAAUCUUUGACUGUGGUGAGCUUUUCAGAGUAUUUGCACAAUAUGACCAUGACUAUUAGCGGUUCCAAGAGCUUCAUUGUCGAACUUGGUACUGAUUAUCUAUUAGCAAGUAAGUUGUGA
This is a messenger RNA of Naegleria lovaniensis, 921 nucleotides long. RefSeq lists its product as uncharacterized. The transcript has a single exon. The coding region runs from base 1 to 921 and encodes 306 amino acids. The record is from RefSeq and is a predicted model, not a curated record. NCBI's taxonomy places the organism in Eukaryota, Heterolobosea, Eutetramitea, Acrasida, Naegleriidae.